This is a messenger RNA of Helianthus annuus (common sunflower), 1672 nucleotides long. RefSeq names its product cytochrome P450 CYP72A219. Lineage: Eukaryota; Viridiplantae; Streptophyta; Magnoliopsida; Asterales; Asteraceae. Bases 42 to 1577 code for a protein of 511 amino acids. Gene Ontology annotation, molecular function: monooxygenase activity; heme binding; oxidoreductase activity, acting on paired donors, with incorporation or reduction of molecular oxygen. The record is from RefSeq and is a predicted model, not a curated record. The transcript is spliced from 5 exons.
UUAAUCAUAUUGUCACAAGGUUCACAAAGUUCUCUCUCAAGAUGGAAGUAAGUGGAGUAAUAGUGAUCAUAUUGGCAUUGAGUGCAUUCGGAUUGUUUAAUUGGUUGUGGUUAAAACCAAAGAGGAUGGAAAAGUUUUUAAGAAAGCAAGGCCUCAAGGGAAGUUCAUAUAGAUUCUUUUCGGGAGACUUGCAAGAGAUUGUGAAGUUGGCUGUAGAGGCCAAAUCAAAGCCCAUAAAACUAAACGACGAUAUCCUUCCUCGAGUCUUGCCAUACGAGCAUAAAGCGGUUACUGCUUAUGGAAAAAACUUCUUCACCUGGAUGGGUCCCACACCAAUUGUGCAUUUUAGUGAACCAGCUUUGGUAAAGGAGAUCUUGAGUAAUGUCUAUCAAUUUCAUAAGCCAAGUGGUGGAAACCCUUUAAGAAAAUUGCUAGAAACAGGUCUAGUAAACAAGGAUGCUGAUCAAUGGACCAAACACAGGAAAAUCAUGAAUCCUGCUUUCCAUGUUGAGAAGCUAAAGCAUAUGGUGCCUGCAUUUUAUACGUGUACUGCUGAGAUGAUUAACAAAUGGGAAGAUAUGUUAAAGACCCAAAGCUCUUGUGAGCUGAAUAUUGUGCCUUAUUUUAAAAGACUCACGUGUGAUGUAAUUUCGCGUACUGCAUUCGGUAGCAGCUUCGAGGAAGGCCAAAGAAUAUUUGAACUACUAAUAGAACAGGUAGACUUGCUUGUCAAGACUAGGCAAUCAAUCUACAUUCCUGGAACAAGUUGGUUACCAACAAAAAGAAAUAACAGGAUGAGGGAAAUUGACCGUGAACUGAAGACAUUAAUAAGGAGUCACAUAGACAAUCGAAUAAUCGCGAUGGAACGAGGGGAAGGUAUGAAGGAUGACUUGUUGGGCAUACUACUGGAUUCAAAUUUUAAAGCAAUAAAAGAACAAGGGAAUAACAACUCUGGUUUAACUAUCGAUGAAAUUAUCGAAGAGUGUAAGUUUCUCUAUGUUGGAGGACAUGAGACCACACUGAAUUUUCUUGUUUGGAGUAUGGUGCUGUUGGCCCAACACACAGAUUGGCAAGACAAGGCUAGAGAUGAAGUUUCACAAUUCAUUGGGGAUAACAUACCAGACAAAGAUGCGUUGAAUCGUUUAAAAAUCCUUGGCAUGUUUAUAAAUGAGGUACUUAGACUUUACCCACCAGCGCCAAUGACGCAACGCAUGAUACAUCAGGAAACCAAAUUAGGGGACAUAACAUUACCUGCUGGAUCUAUGUUACAUUUGCAUAUUAUGCUUUUGCACCAUGACCGUGACGUAUGGGGUGACGAUGUGAAGGAGUUCAAGCCCGAGAGAUUUUCUGAUGGUGUGUCGAAGGUAACUAAGGGUCAGGCAUCAUACGUUCCUUUUGGUGUGGGUCCACGUAUAUGUAUUGCGCAAAAUUCUACUUUAAUGGAAGCAAAACUGGUACUCGCAAUGAUUCUAAAACGCUAUCGCUUGGAACUAUCACCAUCGUAUACGCAUGCCCCGCACGUCUACGUCACUCUUGAAGCUCAGCAUGGAGCUCAUUUGAUACUACAUAAACUUUAAUUGAUGUAAAUGAAAUGCAUAUGUUACUACUUUGCUUUGUUUAUGCGAGUGUAAUAAGUUGUCGCCUUUAAUAAAAGUUAUGUUUAAUGUUAUAA